AAAGGGCUCUUGCUCUGGACGUAUGUUUGGUAUCGUAAAUGCUAGUUCGCUCAUUGAAGAACUGUCGAAAGUUAAUCAGUUCCCCGGCAUAACCUAUUGUUCGGAGCUUUCGGGUUUGGACUGUGGACUUCCAUCGUCGGGAUGUCUAUUGUAUCGCGUUUAUAAUGAAGCCAUAGAUAAUCGUAUGUAUGAACUUCAAUUCGAAAUUGAUCGAUCGCAAGGGAGAAGCCGCUCCUUUCGGUUAUCGAUUCAUCUGAACACACAGAAAAGUGUCUUCGACAAUACAGUUUCCGUAACAAGCACAUCCAUCCCACCAAUUCCUUUCUUACAUUCGCAUUAUAUAUAA
This is a messenger RNA of Haemonchus placei, 346 nucleotides long. The record is from the annotation of a GenBank genome assembly. NCBI's taxonomy places the organism in Eukaryota, Metazoa, Nematoda, Chromadorea, Rhabditida, Trichostrongylidae.